UUUCAGUUCUUGAGCGGCUGCUGCUGGAGUAGGUUGUACAAACUCCGUCCGCCGCAGUUCGCGUCGUGCGCGCUUUUCACGUCGCGCUUUUCUUUCGCAUUUUCCGGCCGGUCCGCCCGUUAUUAGCCAUGUAAUCGGCCAUAAUUUAUUUCUAAUUUGUUUGAUCUAACUGGCGCCGCGGAAUGCGCUUCCUAAACACGCGUUUGUUUGAAAAGUUUUAAAAUAAACAUCGUGAAGGGGUUCGAAAAGACAUUCAACAGUGUCCUGUCGAAUAUGUUUGCACACAACGAAAGCUCAGUGGCCAACAGAACGUUGUUAGUGUGGAUUAUCGGGAGCUUGACGAGUUCGAUGUCUUCCUCCUCUUUUGCAUAUUCGCUGCAAACAGAAGAACCCGUCACCGUAAAUAAAGCACGGACACCGCAGCCUUGGGUCCGCGUUUCCACAGAUUAUGUACGAUGCUUCUGUAAUCUUCCGCAAUGUGUAAGGACUGGGUAUAUGUGCAAAUCGAGCGAGGGCCGCUGCUUUUCCAAUCUUUUGGACCAUGUGGGACAUCAUUCCAAGGAUUACAGAGGACGGCAUGGGUGUGUGGAGCUUCUAAGUGAAAACGAAAAAAACAACAGCGACCUCUGCUCGGACCCCCCGCCCCACAAAAAGUCGCUCAUGUUCUGCUGUUACCACGACAUGUGUAACCACAUGGACAGUCCUCUAACAAAAGAUUUAAUCAACAACACACUAGGAGAAUUCCAGGACUCCAGUGACAACCACUACGCCAGCAUAGCCAAUCUUCAGGAACCCAUCGACUAUAUAAAUUCCCAGGUUUGGUUACGUGCCGCCACCAUCGCCGUCCCCGUCUGUGGGGCGGUAAUUCUCUUCGUUUUAGUCGCGUUAGCGGUGAAGAUUCUGCGAAACGAGAAUCAAAAUUCCACUAGCCAUAAGUUAGGGUCCUCAUACGACCACCAUGUGCCUUCUCAAAGCAAACAUGGCUGUGACAAGUUGGAGCAUUCGUAUGACAAUAUUUUAAGAAAGCCGCACUUGAAGUGCUUGUACCAUUAUCAAGCCGAUGACUUGCAGAGGAUUCAAGUGCCUUUACUUAUUCAGAACGAAAUUAGCACACACCAGAGUGGGAAUAAGAACGAAACUAACGCUAAGUUGAAUUUGAUGCAAGAUAAAACGGUUGUUUUGGACAUUGAGAAAGUGUCGCCGGUUUGUUCCAAGAGCAAUCUAAUAAAUCAUGUAAAUAAUGAUAAAUAUGUAGAUAUUAAGUUUGCGAAUGAUGAUAAAUUGUUUAUUAAUUCGAUUAAUCACUAAUGUUAGGAAACCAGCGCUGAGUAAGCUUGAUUAAAUUUUUGAAGCGACUUGGAGUUUCUACGUGUAAGAUUUACUAAUAUGGAACCAAAGUAUUGCAGUAAACAUCCACUACUACAUUUAAAGAGCGAUUUUUUAACUCGAAUAAGACCAAAUAUUCGUUCGGCUGUGAAAAUUUAAACUUUUUUUCGACUGAUCCAGCCACUAUUUCGUGUGAUUAAAGAAUGGCUUUUGAAAAGGAAAUUUUGCUAUUUGAUAAUCAAGCGAAUAAUUCGUAAUGUUUACUAACUCGACAAUAACGACUGCUCAAAUUUUAAUUACUUACUACUUUAGACAUAAAUAUGUACAUAUUUUGUAUACUUAAUGGCUCAUUUUGUAUAAUAUUAGAUAAGUAAAUGCUUAUUUAUUAUAUUUUAGACGUGUUUUAUAUGCUACUACAAAUAAACAAAAACUUUAUGAA
This is a messenger RNA of Zophobas morio, 1765 nucleotides long. RefSeq names its product BMP and activin membrane-bound inhibitor homolog. The coding region runs from base 274 to 1308 and encodes 344 amino acids. The record is from RefSeq and is a predicted model, not a curated record. NCBI's taxonomy places the organism in Eukaryota, Metazoa, Arthropoda, Insecta, Coleoptera, Tenebrionidae. Gene Ontology annotation, molecular function: frizzled binding. The transcript has 5 exons. Gene Ontology annotation, biological process: transforming growth factor beta receptor signaling pathway.